AUGCAGGCCACCGGGCACCUAGAGCCCCCCGACUGCAGAGGCUCAUCCCUCACCACCACGACGGAAGCCGACCUCUCUCAGGACAACGGCACCCGGCCCAACGCCACCUUCCCCCAGCCACUGCCCACCCUCUAUGUGCUCCUGCCAGCUGUGUACUCUGCCAUCUGUGUUGUGGGACUGGCUGGCAACACGGCCGUCAUCUACGUGAUCCUGAGGGCACCCCAGAUGAAGACGGUGACCAACGUGUUCAUCCUGAACCUGGCCGUGGCCGACGGACUCUUCACGCUGGUGCUGCCGGUCAACAUCGCCGAGCACCUGCUGCAGCGCUGGCCCUUCGGGGAGCUGCUCUGCAAGCUGGUGCUGGCUCUUGACCACUACAACAUCUUCUCCAGCGUCUACUUCCUGGCCAUGAUGAGUGUGGACCGCUACCUGGUGGUGCUGGCCACGGUACGGUCCCGCCACGUGCCCUGGCGCACCCACCGGGGGGCGAAGGUGGCCAGCCUGUGUGUCUGGCUGGGCGUCACCAUCCUCGUCCUGCCCUUCUUCUCCUUUGCCAGUGUCUACAGCAAUGAGCUGCAGGUCCCAAGCUGUGGGCUGAGCUUCCCAUGGCCCGAGAGGACCUGGUUCAAGGCCAGCCGCAUCUACACAUUGGUCCUGGGCUUCGUGGUGCCCGUGUGCACCAUCUGUGUGCUCUACCUGGACCUGCUGCGCAGGCUGCGGGCUGUGCAGCUCCGCUCCAGUGCCAAGGCUCUGGGCAAGGCCAAACGGAAGGUGACCGUCCUGGUCCUGGCUGUGCUGGCUGUGUGCCUCCUCUGCUGGACACCUUUCCACCUGGCCUCUGUUGUGGCCCUGACCACAGACCUGCCCCAGACCUCGCUGGUCAUCAGCAUGUCAUACGUCGUCACCAGCCUCAGCUACGCCAACUCAUGCAUCAAUCCCUUUCUCUAUGCCUUUUUAGACGACAGCUUCCGCAAGAACUUCCGCACCAUGCUCCGGUGCCGAGGGGCCUGA
Messenger RNA from Cynocephalus volans (Philippine flying lemur), 1011 nucleotides. RefSeq names its product neuropeptides B and W receptor 2 (gene NPBWR2). Lineage: Eukaryota; Metazoa; Chordata; Mammalia; Dermoptera; Cynocephalidae. Bases 1 to 1011 code for a protein of 336 amino acids. Gene Ontology annotation, biological process: neuropeptide signaling pathway. Gene Ontology annotation, molecular function: neuropeptide receptor activity; neuropeptide binding. The transcript has a single exon. Gene Ontology annotation, cellular component: plasma membrane; neuron projection. The record is from RefSeq and is a predicted model, not a curated record.